Molecule: messenger RNA, 1089 nt
Organism: Cladophialophora psammophila CBS 110553
Lineage: Eukaryota; Fungi; Ascomycota; Eurotiomycetes; Chaetothyriales; Herpotrichiellaceae
Exons: 4
Coding region: 1-1089 (362 amino acids)
Source: RefSeq, a predicted model, not a curated record
AUGGCCUCUCUGGAGAAGAAUCGCGCUGGGCUUUCGAAGCAGGAACACGCUAGUUUCUCCUCUCGCGGCCACGAUGACUCUACUGUGUCCACCUCCCAUUGUCCUCACGUCUACCCACUCAAUCACUUAGCCCGUCGUCGUUGUCAGCGCGUCGCUCAAAGUCUAUCUACCCUCGUGCGCAUCAUCCGUUAUUGCGGCUUGAGACAAUCCCUCUUCCAUCACUCGAUCACUCCUCACUGGUCAGAAUACCCUUUGACCCCAUCAGAGUAUGAGCUGCUGGAGAAAUCGGGGAAGCGAGAUGAGAUCUUUGCGCUCAAAACACCCAAGUACGAGAUCCACGAGGUUGUCCGGGGACAAUUCAUCGGCGAAAUCGACAACUCGCUGCAGAAAUUCUUGAAAACCAACAUCAUUCUUGAGAUUGCUCAUUCGCAGACAUCGAAGAACCUAGAUCAUCUUGCCACAGAGUACAUCAGUGGCACAGCGGCAGAAGUCCGCAAUGUCGUCGGCAUUCAGCAAGGCGGCGCCAGGCGGACCAAGGAAGUGACGGUCAAGGUCUCGAAACACAUUCACAACGAUCACGGCGAAAUUGCUCCUGUCGAUGUAGAGCAGACUGAAAUCCGAUCCAAAAGCGGCCAGAAGAGAGAAGAUACAGACGAUCAAGUGGGCAUACACCUUAUGCUGGAAAUUUUCGCCUAUUGCCGGAAAGAGGACGAAUACCCUGGGUCUGGUUACAAGAUCUGUAUCGGCAUCGACCGGCUUUACGAGAUCGAUGAGGAAGCAGAGAGAGAGCUUACAGGGUUGGAACUGGAGGAGAAGGGGAACAGCACUCCCAUCCGUGGAAAAUACCGCCUUCAUCUUUUGGCCCAGGGGGGCAACCACAUCGGUAUGGUCAGAGGUCUCGCGGGCGAGUCGAUGUGUGAGAAUGCUUUGGAAACGGUUUCAGAGACCGGGGGCGUGCAUGAUGUGCUGAUGGGAAUUGGUGUUGCGGUUCCUGGAGAGCACGCAUACUGGCCACUUACUAACAACGCAAUUUUGAGAAAAGAUCUGUCCUAUUUCUUUCAUUCCCCUCUUUGCGUUAAUGGGCAUUGA